AUGGCACACAGACUUCCCACUGUUGUUAUUGACAAUGGCACUGGAUAUACCAAGAUGGGUUAUUCAGGUAACAACGACCCUGCAUUCAUCAUUCCAACAAGUAUUGCAACUCGAGAUGUAAACGUUGUGGGCGGUUCGUCUUCCAAAACUGGUGGUUCAUCUUCAUCUGCUUCAGGUGGUGCAGGCUCUGGUAUGGGCGGUUCUGGCGGUGCUACAAACAAUGUCUCAUCCAAACGAGGCAUUGAAGAUCUUGAUUAUUACAUUGGCGAUGAAGCUGUUGCAAACUCAAAAACAUAUUCCUUGUCCUCGCCCAUCCGUCAUGGCCAAGUGGACAACUGGGACUUGAUGGAAAAGUUUCAUCAAGCUUGUUUAUUCCAAUACUUGCGCUGUGAGCCUGAAGAUCAUUGUUUUCUUUUAACUGAGCCACCACUUAAUGCUCCGGAAAACAGAGAAUACACUGCCGAGAUUUUCUUUGAGUCUUUUGGUGUAAAGGGAAUUUAUAUUGCUGUUCAGGCCGUUCUUGCUCUUGCUGCAUCGUGGACGAGCGGUAAAGGUGAACAGACUCUCACUGGUACCGUCAUUGAUAGUGGAGAUGGUGUAACCCACGUCAUUCCUGUUGCGGAAGGGUACGUGAUUGGCUCUUCUAUCAAGCAUAUUCCUAUUGCUGGUCGUGAUAUCACCUAUUUUGUUCAGCAACUGCUCCGAGAGCGUGAAAACUCGAUCCCGCCAGAAGAAUCAUUGGAGGUCGCGAAACGAAUCAAGGAAAUGUAUUCCUAUGUCUGUCCAGACAUUGUCAAGGAGUUUAGAAAGUAUGAAACAGAAGGUGAAAAAUGGAUCAAGCGUGCUGAUUUUAUUCACAGUAUAACCAAAAAGCCGUAUUCGGUGGAUGUUGGGUUUGAGCGAUUCAUGGCUCCAGAAAUCUUUUUCAAUCCAGAAAUCGUUAGCUCCGACUUUUUGACACCCUUGCCUGAAGUGGUUGAUCAAGUGAUUCAAUCCUGUCCGAUUGAUGUGCGUCGUGGUCUUUACAAAAAUAUUGUUCUUUCUGGUGGUUCUACCAUGUACAAGGACUUUAGCAAGCGACUUCAGCGUGACAUUAAGCGAAUGGUGGAUUUCCGCAUCAAGGCUUCUGAAGUGUCUUCGCAGGUUAAUAUGCAAGCUGAAUCCCAAAUCAAGGCUAAGCAGAUUGAUGUCAAUGUGAUUUCGCAUAAAAAGCAGCGAUAUGCCGUAUGGUUUGGUGGCAGUCUUUUGGCUGAUACUCCCGAAUUCUUUAGCUACUGUCACACCAAAGCUCAAUACGAAGAGCACGGACCCAGUAUUGCACGUUACAACAAAGUCUUUGGAUCGAUCUUGUAAAAAGCCUUUUGAUUAUUUUCCAUUAUUUCUGGCCACUGUCCAUGCCCAAAUUAUCAGACUCGACAAUGACGAUAUUCUGCUUUGAGUUUCAAACUAUAUUCAAUCUUGCAAUGCGAUACUGUGAUGAAUAGAUAACCAUCCAAUGCGGAGUGUCG
This is a messenger RNA of Batrachochytrium dendrobatidis JAM81, 1508 nucleotides long. RefSeq lists its product as uncharacterized. The transcript is spliced from 5 exons. The coding region runs from base 1 to 1353 and encodes 450 amino acids. Gene Ontology annotation, cellular component: actin cortical patch; Arp2/3 protein complex. NCBI's taxonomy places the organism in Eukaryota, Fungi, Chytridiomycota, Chytridiomycetes, Rhizophydiales. The record is from RefSeq and is a predicted model, not a curated record. Gene Ontology annotation, biological process: Arp2/3 complex-mediated actin nucleation. Gene Ontology annotation, molecular function: actin filament binding.